Messenger RNA from Cavia porcellus (domestic guinea pig), 2287 nucleotides. It is a transcript of the gene Tmem52b, whose product is annotated as transmembrane protein 52B. The transcript has 5 exons. Bases 528 to 1094 code for a protein of 188 amino acids. The record is from RefSeq and is a predicted model, not a curated record. NCBI's taxonomy places the organism in Eukaryota, Metazoa, Chordata, Mammalia, Rodentia, Caviidae.
AAUCACAUGGAUAAGGGUGAAAGGAGAUUGGCAGGGUGACUCUCAACCUUGAACAGUCACCCCGGCACCCUAUGAUAAAGGACCAAGAAGCAUUACCUACCUACUUUCUGAUGAACACGAGAACAUAAUUGGUCAUCGCCAAUCUGCCUUUGACCUUCCUCAAAGUUAGGCUUCUAAUCAAUGAUUAGAAAACUCUUUAACUUAAAGGGCAAAAGUGUCUUCCUUGAAUGUUUUCCUAUUGGGAAUAGCCAGGGGCAGAAAACAGAAAACAUAGAAAAGUUUUAACAGCAGGGUGGAAAAAGGCAGAAGGAACAAAUGCAGAGUCAAUAAAAUCAGAAAUAAAAAUAGAGGAGAAAGCUAGGAGGAAAGAGGAAGUAUUUUUGAAAUCAAAAGUCAGAGGGAGUAAGAAGAGAUAGAAGGAAAAUCUAAUAUAUUGCUAAGAAAAGUUUCUCUCCUUGAGAAUUCUAGAUCAAGAAGUCACACACCCCGCAGAGGAUGGAGAAGAGGUAGCGGAUAUCCAGCGCACAAUGCGGGAGCAAGUGUUCAGCCGGAUGGAAGUCUCUGCCCAUGUUCUGACGGCCUCUGUUCUCCUCUGUUUCAUCCAGCUUCCUGGAGCACGAUGUGAGGAGAAUUGUGUCAGUUCUGAGUACUGUCUGACUACAAACUGGGUACAUCUGUGGUAUAUAUGGCUGCUGGUAGUAGUUGGUGCCCUGCUUCUGCUCUGUGGCCUGACUUCAGUGUGCUUCCGCUGCUGUCUGGUUCGUCAACAAAACGGGGAAGACGAAGGUCAGCCACCCUACGAAGUAACUGUGAUUGCUUUUGACCAUGACACCCUACAGAACACUAUCACUUCCCUGCAGUCAGCAUUUGGCUCUGCAGCUCGGAGAAUUCUGGCUGUAGCCCAUUCCCACAGUUCCCUGGGUCAGCUGCCCACCUCCUUGGACGCCCUCCCAGGCUAUGAGGAAGCUCUUCAUAUGAGUCGCUUCACGGUGGCGAGAUGCGGAGAGAAAGCACCCGAGGUGCCCCCAGUGCCUGGGGGAAAGCAGCUGCCUCCCGUGGAGAAAGAAUCUAGAGUACAGCACCCUUCGCUGUGAUGGGGAUUUGAUUUCUACAUGGGAACCAAGCUUUCCUCAGAGUCUAGAGUGUCAAUAGUCUAAGUCUUCAUUCUUGACAAGUGUUUUCUGAUAUGGACUGUACUCAUCAGGCACUCUAAUUCUUUAUCCAAAGCCAAAAUUCAUUACAUUGAUUACCAACAAGCCAGGAGAGUAUCAGGUGUCUUGAAUUCCUUCAGUCAUUCAGUGCGUAUAAAAUUCCUUCACCUCCUGAUACUAAUAGUUGUAUUUCUACCAGUUCAAAGACUGUGGCAAGCUUGAAGAACAAGAAAUUAUAAGCACAGCCACAGUUACUAAUGCACUGAACCCAGAAACUUUCUUCCUGAAAGAAUAACCAAUUUUAUAAUAGAUUAAAUGAUCAUCUGGGAUAUCAUGCAAUACCCAUUUAUAAUAAAGAAUACAAGAGAGAGAUUGCUGGUGUAGGAUAAGAGAAUAUAGUCUAUGUCAAAUGUCAAAUUUUUUCUAUCACUCCAGCUCUACCCACUAGAAAUAUGAAAAACUGUGCAAAGUAUAACAGUACUAUCACCGCUUCAGUUCCUCUACCUUACAAAUACACAAGCACACAUGUGUGCAAGAAUGUAUGCAUCCUUUUUAAGCUCUAAAACAAUGACGUUGGCUUGCUUCUCUACUCCUUCCUGCUUCUAUCACUUAAAGCCACAGCAUGUCCACAGCAGCUCACACCAUCUCACUGCCACCUUGUGGAGCCAGGGCAGAAAAUGCAUGCUCUUCUUUGGACCUAUCUACGCAUCUCUCUAGCUCUUAGAGAACUAAAUGGGCAAGUAAGCCUGGCCUGGCACUGUCGUGCCUCACAGUGCUGAGCUCACCACGCAGCACACUACCCCUUAAAGUACAGUAACUGGAACAUUGAGGUGGGUAAAACAAGUUACCGACAUUUUAAAAUACCAUUUUGUCACCUGUAAAAGGAGUACUAAAGACAUCUCCAGGAUUUGUUGUGAGAAACAAAGAACAAACUAUGUAACAUAAUUUGUAAAUCAUUAUGCACAUGUAUUUUCUGUUAUUCUUAUUGUCAUGUAUAUUCACCUGUCUGCUAUAAUUCUCCUAAGAAUUAUGUUCUGGUUAUUCCUUUUGCCAACCUGCUAUGUUAUUAAAAAGUUAUAUUGGACACAGCUUUAUUUUAUUAAUAAACACUUGUUGAUUGAGACAAACAACUUAAA